UUGAUCAUCACUGAAUACACCGGAGAACUGAAGAAUUACUCAUUCUAUUCUGAUUUCUGAUCGAGAGAGAGAGAAAGAAAGACAAGGGCUUGGAAGGAGACUACGCGGAAAUAAUUCCCACGACACGAGUUCUACCGAGUCCGGGCCCGAAGAAAAAGGGAGGAAGUCGAAACGAAUUUGGGCUUCAUCGAGAAAUUGAAUCGGCAUCUGACUUUCCAGUCGUCCGAGUUACUGGGAUAGGGGGACAUUCAGGUUCGAGAAUCGAAAGUGGAGUGUCUCCGAGCUAAAGCAAGAUUUCGAUUUUGUUCUUUCUUGGGUUGGUGCUUCUUGGCCUGUUGCAACCAUGAGGAUCACUGUAAUGACUUCUGAUGAGCAAAUAAGUUCUUUGGAUGUCGAUCCCAAUGAAACUGUUGAGAACAUAAAAGCAUUGCUGGAGGUGGAGACUCAGGUGCCUCUACAGCAACAACAAUUGUUGUAUAAUGGCAGAGAGAUCAGGAAUGAUGAGAAAUUGAGUGCUCUGGGUGUUAAAGACGAUGAUUUGAUAAUGAUGGUUUCGAAGGCACAAGGCCCCGGUUCACAAGGCACGAGCUCCCGUUCCAAUGUCCCUUUGGAGAAUGCUGCAGCCUUUCAAGAGCAUGUUCGGCGUGAUCCAAAUUUAAUGUCCCAACUGUUUCAGGCUGACCCUGAACUUGCACAACUCGUUCUUGGGAAUGAUCUCAACAGACUGCAGGAGCUGUUGAAGCUACGCCAGAGGCAAAGAUCUGAGUUACACCUUCAGCAAGAGGCUGAACUUGUGAGUAACUUCUGUCUAGCUACACCAUUGUUUCAUUUUGAUGCUCUGCUCGAGGCUGAUCCUUUUGAUGUUGAGGCUCAAAAGAAAAUUGAAGCUGCCAUUCGCCAGAAAGGCAUUGAUGAAAAUUGGGAAGCAGCUCUGGAGUACAAUCCUGAAGCUUUUGCUAGGGUGAUUAUGCUGUACGUGGAUAUGGAGGUCAAUGGUGUUCCUCUGAAGGCAUUUGUUGAUAGUGGCGCUCAAUCAACAAUAAUAUCGAAAAGCUGUGCUGAAAAAUGUGGAUUGCUGAGGCUUUUAGAUCAGCGCUACAAAGGCAUUGCUCAUGGUGUUGGUCAGUCAGAGAUAUUGGGCCGAAUACAUGUAGCUCCAAUCAAGAUCGGUAAUAUAUUCUAUCCUUGCUCCUUCAUGGUGCUGGAUUCUCCCAACAUGGAAUUUCUCUUUGGGCUUGACAUGCUCCGCAAGCACCAGUGCAUUAUAGAUUUAAAGGAGAAUGUUCUACGGUUAGGCGGUGGCGAAGUUUCAGUACCAUUUUUGCAAGAGAAAGACAUCCCAUCUCGUUUCUUGGACGAGGAAAGAUACUCCAAAGAAGCAUCUAGCUCUGGAAACCCGGCUGUACAAGCAGCAUCAAACAAGAAGAGUGAUGCUCCAGUAGUAGGAUCAUCAUCAUCAUCUGGACCUGCUAGCGGCAAUGUGAUGCAGGGCCCUGAUUUUGAGGCCAAAGUUGCGAAACUCGUGGAACUUGGGUUUGGUAGAGAAGCUGUGAUACAAGCUCUUCAACUGUUUGGAGGGAAUGAAGAACAAGCUGCUGGAUUCCUCUUUGGUGGCUAAAGGAAAAAAGGGAACAGAAUGGAUGUGUGGUUCUCUUUGAAAUUUUAGGCAGUGCAAAAUUGACAGGUUGACCAUGACAUUGUAACCCUCUGUUCUAUAUUGUUGGAAAUUUAAUGGGAUUUUCUGUUGGAUUCAUUUUGGUGGCUAAAGAAGCCCCUGUUGGGAAAAAACAAGGAACGGAGUGGAUGUGUGGUUCUCUUUGAAAUUUACGAAUUGCAAAAUUGACAGGUGACCAUGACAUUUUAUCCCUUCGGGCUACACUACAUUGUUGGACGUUUCAUGAGAUUUUCAAUUGUUGUCUUUUUGAAUUGCAGGCGAUGCACUGGCGUUUUGCCCGGCCUGUUAGCGGGAUGAUGUCUUAUCUUUCAUAUUAGUUAAUUUAUCCUUGUACUCAGAACUAUAUUCGAUCUUCAAAAUCACAUAUAUAUAUUGAUGAAUGGCAGCUUUAACUUUGAUGAAUCAUAAUUGUCGGUUAUUUUUUAGUAAAUUGAUUUUUGACUUUGAGUUUA
Linum tenue is the source of this 2127-nucleotide messenger RNA. The record is from the annotation of a GenBank genome assembly. Lineage: Eukaryota; Viridiplantae; Streptophyta; Magnoliopsida; Malpighiales; Linaceae.